AUGUUGAUUGGGGCUUCGAUAUUCCCGCACCUUUUGUUGCCUACUAGGAUAAAGGGCCGCCCUGAUCAGCCGCUCGCAUCCGCGCCUCUCGCAUUGGAGACCGUGCUGGGAUAUGUUAUUGUUGGUUCCGCUCCCGUCAGUGUUGAUAUGACCCAAUGUAUAAACACCACGGUUUCUUCUUGUUGUUAUUCUUCCGCGCCCCUCGAGUCUGUAGUCCGCAAGUUUUGGGAAUUGGAGGAGGUAAGUAUGCCUCCAAUAUUUAGUCCAGACGAUAAGGUCUGUGAAGACAUUUAUACAAGCACGACUACACGAGACGAGACUGGCAGGUACGUCGUGGCUUUGCCUUUCAAGGGUGACAUUAGCUCCCUCGGAGAUUCAAGGCGGACCGCUGAAAAACGCUUUUUUUGUUUGGAACGCAAGUUAGAGGCGUCCUCUAAUCUUAGAGAAGCUUAUGACGGCGUUAUUAAAGAGUACUUGGAGAAAGAGUAUAUCUCACCCGCGCCUCCAGACGAGGAGUAUAUUGUAAAUGCUCCGCCUUCGUAUAUUAUACCGCAUCAUGGAGUUAUUAGAGAAGACAAGUUAACCUCUAAACUUCGCGUCGUUCUCGAUGGUAGUGCUAAGACUAGCACUUCUAUACCACUGCAGGUUUUUCAGUUCAAUAGAGUUUGUUUUGGACUUAAGUCUAGUCCAUUUCACGCAUUGCGCACUGUCAAGCAAUUGGCAAUUGAUAAGGGCGACGCGUUUCCUAAAGCGAGGGAAACCAUUGAGACUGGAUUGUAUAUGGAUGACUACGUCCACUCUGUCGACACAGAGUCGGAUGCUAUCGCCACCGCUGAUGAAGUGAUAGGCCUCAUGAAGUCUGGUCAAUUUGAUCUUGUCAAAUGGACGAGCAACUCACAAGAGGUCCUAGAGCACAUACCGCUUUCACAUCGCCUUUCAUCUGUUAAGGAAUUUGAUGAGUCCGCUUCGCACAAGGUUUUGGGUUUAUGUUGGUCCCCAGUUACUGAUUUGUUUUGUUUGAAAAUCGACAAGCCUGGUGACGCUUGCACGAAACGCACUAUACUCUCAUGUAUAGCUCGCAUUUGGGAUUUGAUGGGAUUUGUCGCGCCCGUUGUUCUGUUCGCAAAGUUGAUUGUUAAGCGACUGUGGCUGUGUGAUUGUGAUUGGGAUGAUCACCCGCCAGAAGAUGUUGUUGGUUUGUGGAUCCGCUUUAGAAGUGAGCUUCCUCUGCUGGAGCAAAUCAAGAUUCCGCGCCAUGUAGGUAUCACAUCAGGUAGUGUGGUGUCUAUUAUGGGCUUCGCAGACGCUAGUGAGAAGGCGUACGGGGGUGUUGUUUAUUUUCACGUGGAAAAUGCUGACAAAUUAACGCUCAGUCUUUGUUGUGCCAAGUCAAAGGUCGCCCCGCAUGUACUGCACUGCGCAGGUCUUAAAAGAAGGAAUGUGUAUAAGUAUUGCGCAAAGCGAAUCGAUGACAUCGACAGUUGUCACUAUCUCUAUACGUUUACACGACUUGAGUUUUGUCCUAAACUCAAAAUGAGACGCGCUGUUGAAGAAGACAAUGAUGAUAUUGUUGAAAUUCUGGAUAAGAAAUGUCCGCGAUUGAAAGAUCUGUAUGGACAUUACUACGUGAGUGAACUAAUUGGGAGACACCCUGAAAGCAACAGGAAGAUUAUAGUUGCUGAUCAUCAAGAUCGAGCUGUAGGAGUGAUGUGUCUAAACUCGGACAUAAACUACGAGAAACUAGACGCCACUUAUGACCUGGGUCCUUUGUACGGGCUGAAGAGAGCCACGCCUUUGGAGAAGGAGGAGUGUAAACGAGCUAAUCCUUUGCUGAAGACUUUUGGAGAUCCUAUAAUGCUUGGGGAGUGGAGUCCAUUUCAACGAAUGGUGAAAAAAGAAACCGUUAUGCUUGACGAUGAGCCAUCAAAAGAAAACAUCCAGUACGCCCCCAAAACUAAGAAGACGAGCAAAGUGUAUUUUGGACGGAAUGCUACAAUGCGCAAGAGUCUGGAACAUAUUUACAAACAUCGUCAUUCCGACGACUUCAGCGACAAGAUAUACAACGAGUCGCCGAACCAGUCUCAGUGCACUUCCUACUCGGUCACCGACCUCUUGGAGGAGGACCCGUUUGACUACGACAUUGUCAACAUUGAUAAUGACUUACUGACCAUCCCUGAAGCGCUGUCUUGUGAGCAGUUAACCCCAGGCGCUCAAUCUUGGAGGCAAUCAAAGCUGUCCGAAAUCAAGAUGAGGACGAGAAGUCGGGGCUCUAUAAACUAUAACCCGAAACAGAAAGAAGAAGUAGAGACUGUUGUUUACCAUGGAGAGCCCAACGCUUUUAUAAUCGAGCUGUUCGGUUUCUAUGAAGACGUCCAUGACAGACAUGCUUUUGAUUUGUUGGAGGCGGCAUUUGAGAUAAUGAAGAACUACGAUUAUUGCUUAAUUAGAGUUCCUUGUAAAGACAAGACGUUCCCCUUGCUUCAACAUUUCUGUUAUGUUCCAACUAGACCAAAGAUUUGUAGCAAGUAUGCGCUUUAUGUGGCACACAGAUCUUCAGUCCUUGGAAAAUUGCGAGUACGGCCAGCUGAAGUGGUAGAUGUGCCUCAGAUAUCCCAAAUGCUUCAAAACCUGGAGGGCAAGGAAACUAUAUGGACCAUAGAGAACAGCAUACUGAGCAACGACAAUCACUCUGCGUUUGUCUUUCUGAGCGGUUUUGCUAUAGUCGGCGUGGGUAUUUUGGAAUCACCCGAGCAAAUCGACUUCAUCCGAGUGAAAUUCAACCUAGACUUAUACCACAAUCACAAAUACCACUUCAGAGGCCAAGGCACCUCUGCUGGCUUCACGACCCUGAAGACUGUUAUAGCGUACCCCGCGUUUGAGGUGCACUAUCGAUACUUUGCGAGGGAGAUGAUGCGCAUGACUGGUACUAAUUCGAUGCUGUGGCUGACUGCGUAUAGGAAUAAGUGGGUUGGUCAUAAAGCUAACUCCUUGGUGUCUGCUAUGAUUCCUCUGAUUCCGAGAAAAUCGGAAAUUGACUGUGUCGAGAUUCCUGAACUAAAGAAAAUUUCCAACCUGGCACAAAAAAUAACAGCGUUCACCACCUGGUUUCUGGGUAAAAACAUGACGACGAUACCAAAGGUAGACAUCAACGUCAGAAUUCUGGUGGUCGGCGCUUCUAGGACUACCAUGUCUUUCCUGGACACAUUGCUAUUUAGCGACGCAUCAUCCUACCUAAACUUCACGAACGUGACCCUCAUAUCGCCGAACGGGCUGCCCUACGUAAGACAAGCGAAGCCAGCUGCCGAGAUGAUGUUCCCUCGGUAUCGCACUACCGCCGACAAGUUUCUGAAGAGCGUGCCAUAUACUUACUAUGUCAAUGUCGUGCAGGGAACUAUGACGGAGAUCAACAAGAAAGAACAUUAUGUAACCCUCUCUAAUGGCAGUGUAUACUUCUACGACCUCUUAUUCCUGCUACUGGGCAAACAAUAUCAACAUCCGAACUAUUUACAAGAGCUGUAUGAGAGAGAAACUGAAGCAGAGGAGUGUAAAUACACUCGUCUGGACGUUCCACGACUCUACCAGGAGUCUGACAUCGACUUAUCCACAGAGUAUCUGCCGGAUAACGUCUUCAUCAUCAACAACAUAUCCGAAGCAAAUAGAGCCCUCAAAUAUGUCAAGAACUUCUUCUGGCAGGACUUUAACUACAAAAUCCUGGUGUACGGUGCAUCAAUACACGCAUAUUGCUGUUUAGCAGCUUUACUGGAAUUCCAAGUUCCCCCAGAAAACAUCGUGUUCAUAGAGCCAUUCCCAUACGAAAACGGGAAGACGCGGGUGCCGGUGUUUUGCAAUGAAAAUGUGGACGAAUCAGUGAAAGAAGUGCUGAACAAUCUGAACAUCACGGUGUACCGUUCAUACUACUUCCAGUCCUGGACCGUAGAUGGGUACAAUAUGGUGACCCAUGUGGAUUUCUUAUCGCACUUCCAGAUGGUCAAGCUGGAGUGUACCGUGUUCUUCUACUAUGGAAAGACUGGUGUUAGCACACAAGCUUUGAAUGCCAUAAAGAAAAGCGGCCUGGUGUACGAUGGCGGUAUACUAAUCGACCACGAGUUCCGAACUAAAGACCCGUGCAUAUACGCGGCGGGACCAGCCACCAGGUACUACCGGAGAUACUUCGCCGACUCUCGCCGGCUCAAGUAUUAUGACUCUUAUGAAGUGGGACAGAAGCUUGGAACCCAAAUAAGGAACCAGUUGGAUCCUCUAUUUUCACCAAAAGAACCUUCUCGAAAGUCCUCCGUGACAGUCUCAACGAGUACCAUCAUGUCGGAGCCUGUAUCGCUACAAUCGCAGACAUCAUCAUCAACACAACCUAGCGACUCAAACGCAUCCGAUGGGAGUGGUGACAAACACCUCGAGAAGAUCCCAACUCUGAAGAAGCCCAUCGUGACCCAUUGCACGUUGCCUGGACGUCUUCAGUACUUGGAAGUCCGACCUCCAGGGAAGAUGACUCCCCAUUAUUAUGUGCAGUCGCAACAGUUUACCGGUUAUGUACUAGAGACGUUCAAAGGCGGCUACUUUAAGCUGCACCUGAACAACGAUCAAGUGGUCGACGGCAUCACCUGCCUCAGUCCAGAGAGCCUCUCGCUGGACAACUUCAAAAACCUCUAUGGACUGUCCGCAACUGUGUUGAAUAACGUGCAUUUGAGAUACACUGCAAAAAAACUCGACGACUUCUAUUCGUUCUUCCGUUCGAACUGGGCGUUGUAUUUGUAUCUCGAACGAGCUGAUGAACUCUUUGCAAUGGCUAAAGAGUUGUUACCAAAGGGUCAAAAAAAUGGGAACACCUUAAACGAUGCUCUAAGGUCCAUCGCACAAAAUUUGUAUAACCCAUCCUACAGAUUCAACACAAAACUGAGGAUUCGCUCCAAGUUCGAACAGUCGCCACAUGUGUCAGCCAUCACCGACUACGUCAUGGAGUGGAUAUCAGACAACGAUGUUCUACUCCCGAUGUACCUCCAACAGGCACAUAAAAACGAAUGCACCCAUGACCUGGGUUCCCAUCCCGCGUUCGUAAAAAAGAAGAAAAGUCUGAUUAAAAUGUUACAGAGGAUACUUUAA
Ostrinia furnacalis (Asian corn borer) is the source of this 5115-nucleotide messenger RNA. Its product is annotated as cilia- and flagella-associated protein 61. The record is from RefSeq and is a predicted model, not a curated record. The transcript has 28 exons. Bases 1 to 5115 code for a protein of 1704 amino acids. NCBI's taxonomy places the organism in Eukaryota, Metazoa, Arthropoda, Insecta, Lepidoptera, Crambidae.